Molecule: messenger RNA, 9258 nt
Organism: Ylistrum balloti
Lineage: Eukaryota; Metazoa; Mollusca; Bivalvia; Pectinida; Pectinidae
Exons: 12
Coding region: 43-4581 (1512 amino acids)
Molecular function (GO): protein binding
Source: RefSeq, a predicted model, not a curated record
UCUGCCAAAAUUUCCAAAACUCCAAGCCAAGGCACAAGUGCUAUGAGACAAAUUCAGGCAAUAGUGCCUUCAUCUAAACUUUCAUCAGAUGUUGUGUCAUUGUUAAAAUCUUCUUCACUGUCAUUGCCAAUAUUCAAGGAAUCUUCAAGCUUAGACGUUUCAGUGUCAAAUCAUUUGACUAGUGUCCAGAAGCGAAGUGCAGAGUUGUCAGUGUCAUUGACAUCAUCUUAUUCCCCUGACUUAUCAAAAAACUCUAACUCAGUGUCUGCGACUUUGCCCGUUGUAGUAACUGGACCAGCAUCAUCAACAGAUCCGAUACUCAAAUCCAGUAGUACACUGGAGCAACUUACUAGUGAUGGAACUGUCUUGAAUUCCCAAAACAAAGGGUCUGGUCAGUCAUCUGCCCCCAUUACCCCCACAAAACCUAUGGGUGCAGGACUGACUCCCACCUCCACCCCCAAAAUGGUGCAACCCCUGUCCCCUAUGACCCCACUGUCCCCAGUAACCCCAAGCAAGACUGUGAUACCGACUGGGUCCAAGGCUACUCCAAUGUACAUCCCUAACAAGAGCCUAAGGACAACAUCUAUGCUUCCACCACUGGGGCCAACUUCAAGUAUAGCACCUAGUGUGCCGCCCACAGCUGCUACAGCACUGAGUGAGAGUCUACCGUUUAUCCUGGGCGUGUCAUUAUGUGGGGUUGGAAUUGUGCUGUUCUUCAUCACCUUUGCCAUUUUCUGCUGCUUACGGAAGAAACCCUCCAAGAACAACAAGGAGGAGAUUCGAACCCAUGACCUAUGGGUGAGCACCACUGCAACAUCUGACAUGGGUGUAGCCUCAACAGCAGAUCCUCUCCCAGGGUUUGAAUCUAUCACUGAGACAAUACUCACGGACUACAGGAAAAGUCUGUCAAAUGGCCAGAAAGAAUGUAGCUCUGAUGAGGUCCAUUACAAAGCAUUACACUCCUAUGAUGUCACACAAGAGGGACAACUGGCCUUUAGGAAAGGAGACACAAUUACUGUCCUUGAAAAGACAAAUGACGGAUGGUGGAAAGGCACACUGGACGGCAGGGAGGGAUGGUUUCCAGGCAGCUUUGUCAAGGCUGUACAGCACAAGUCCAUAACUGAUGGGGAUGAUAAAAAAGAUGGAGUGGAUGAGCUUGAAUCAGAGAAUCAAAAGCCCAGGGUCAGUUCAUUUCUGCUGAGUAAGGACCAGCGACCAAGGUCAAUGCACCUUCCUCGGAGUCAUUCUGACCGUUACAGCCCCAUGAGGCAGCUCACCCCAAAAAGGGACUCCUGGGCUUUGGGUAAAGAAGUGUCAACCCCACGUGUUCCUCAGCUGGAGAAAAAGGAAGAUAAUGUUGUAGAUGGCAGCUCAGCCAAUCACAUCCGCGACCCCAUUCUAUAUGCUGCUGCAGGCAAAAGAUACCAAGCCCUUUAUCCAUACACUGCCAACUUCAAGUCAGAGAUCAGUCUACAGGAAGGGGAGAUAAUCAAGGGAAUCGAAAAGGACAAGAAUGGCUGGAUGAAGGGUCAGCGUGAAUGUACAGGAGAAACAGGAUGGUUCCCUGCUGUCUAUGUACAGGAAUUAAAUGAAGUGGCCAUUCCAAUGAGAGGAAUAGUUGAGGACACACAGGUAUACAGGCAGCUUUUGGUUAACGACAGCAAGGACCAGGAGGUCAUCUGUAUUGAACACAUAGCAGUGUGCCCAUUUGCAGCAGAGAAUGACCAGGAUCUCUCGUUUGAUAUUGGUGACACAGUUCUAGUAUUUGACACACUUGAGAAUGGAUGGUGGCUUGGUUGCAAUGGAGAUGAUGUGGGAUGGUUUCCAGGAGCUUAUGUGCAGAUUGUGACAGAUGGUCAGAGCUAUGUAGAUGAAUACGGCAACACAAAAGAUUCUUUGGGUAGAAUGAAUGUGACAUCUCCCUUGCCAGUGACUUCCAACAUGAGUACAUCACAAUUGUCUGUGAGAUCUGAUGACAAUGUAUCACUAGCCUCAGACGUAUCAGGUCGAGACAGAUCAGGUAGACAAACAAUGGAUAUUGGAAGCCCGGGGACUCUGUCUACUUUUUCUGCUGCUAAGUCUGACCGCAGUGCAUCCACUUUAUCUGUCCAGUCCCGGUCAGAUGAUGACAUGUCCAUGUCCUCUGGCACAAUGGACUCUAAAGGCUCCGGUAAGAGGAUAAAACCAAAACGAAAAGCACCAAAACCUCCCGUUGAUGCGACUGGGGCCAGCAAGUUGCCAACACCUAUCAAACCAACACGCCAAGCCCCAGCACCACCCGGUCAGAAUCACUCAACCCCAGAGCAGAGAGGGGUCAGUGAAGCGUUAGGUGUAGGAAAGUCGGAGCCUUGUGUUACAAAGGUUAUAAGUGAAUUCCCUAAGGUUGAGAUAAGUAUAACACAGGACACUUCUGUAGACAAACCAACAAAACCAGCUGUUCCAAAACGAUUUGUGAAACCAAAAUUAGUGAAAGUCCCACGCAGAAAGCUGGAUAUGAAAAAAACAUCAAACCAAAGGACCAGCCAAGCAACACGCUCUCCACCCCCUCCACGACCCCCACCCCCAAAAGUUUCUCUCCAUUCCCCAUCCAGUGCUGCUAGCACACCUAACGUAACAGCUGAGGAAACAACCUCACUGGAGAACAUAUCUGCAUCAUUGUCAUCCAUGUCUGGUUUCCAUCAGUUGGAAGACCAAAGUGGUAGUCUGUACAAAGAUAUGAACAUAACUUCAAUGUCUGCCAAUGACAGCUUGGCAGGUGGCUGGCCAAAAGAGGAUACUAGUCACCUGAUGCCAAAGCUUCAGAGACAAAAUGCAUUGUUAAGUGAGGAGAAGCCUUUUAAUCAUGAAGUUGAGGAGGUGAACACGAUACCAGAUCACGUUGGGAUGAAUGACAUGGAAGAGGAUGUGAUAGAUGGACCUGUCGGUUUGAAAAACCAUACAUACAAUGUUGAGGAAGUGAAACCGAAAGUUUCUCGUAUUCCUCAGUUUAAUAGACAAAACAGUGGGCAGGCUAAAUCAAGUCCAGAUCGUGUUGUGCUUCACAGUCCAGGCCCUGUAUAUGGCCAAGACCCUGUGGAAAGAUAUAGCCCUGAUCCAAUCACAAACUGUCCAGAUACUGUAACAACUCGAAAUUCAAAUGAUGUAUAUUCUUAUCCGUCAGAGAAUCUUUCAAAUCCUGUUAAAAUGUAUGACUCUGAUCCUAUGGCAACUUACAGUCAGAUUCAUGUGGUAUCUGGUCACACCAAUGGUUUUGACAGUGCCCCAGCAAAUCCUGCUAUCAAUUCACAUGACAAUGUGCCACAGAGUCCUUCCAAUAAUGCCAAAAACAGUGACCCAGUGCUUCCUACAGGCAAUGCAAGAGACAGUGUGGUGUUGGAGGAAUCACCAAAUAUCGUAUAUUGUCCAAGUGUCGAAAGCACUCAUGUGAACAAGUCGCAACAUUUUCCUGAUGAAAAAGGUGAUAGGAUGGACACAGGUUUAAGUGAUAAUCGUACAAAAAUCCCAAAAGCUAGACCACCUGUUGCACCUAAACCAAAAGGAAUACCUCAACCUAAAAUCCACUACAGACCAGACACAAGUUCUGAGGAAGUUAAUACCAGCCCAGACAGGAAGGUAGCGCAGGAAUCGCCUUCAAUAAAAAGGAAGGAAAUUUCAAACACAUCCUCUCCACCAAAGGAGAAUAAUGUUAGCCCAGAGAAAAGACUUAUUCAGGAGUCACCAGCAUCCAGGAGGAAAGCAGGACGUCAGAGAUCGGGUACAGUGAACUCUCCUGCAAGGGAGGUGAGGUCAGGUAUUCCUGUCAGUGAUUCUCCUACCAGGGAGGUAAAAUCUGGUAUACCAGUGAACAGCUCGCCAGGAAAAGAGGUGAAGACAGGAAUACCUGUUAACAAUAAAUCACCAAAGAAAUCACCGAGGAACAGAAGCAAUGAAAGAUCCAUACCUGUACGUCAGAACAGUGGUGGAAACAGUGCAGGCAAUAAAUCAAAAUCUAAUUCUCAAAAUGGAAAUAAUCAGAACCAGGACACUAGUGCUUCACCUAAAUCCAAACCACAGCGUCCCAAUAAACCACCGGAAACAAACAAAAAGUCCAAGGGAAAGGCUGAUUCUAGUCCGAGCAGGCUGCCAAAGUUGUCCACUUUCCGAUCACCUAGUCCUCAGACCAAAGACAAUGAUGAUAAGGUGAUCAGCCCUCCGAAAAAACGGUCCAUACCAGUAGCUAAACCAGCUCGACCACCUCCUCCUAAUUCCCCUCCAUCUAGUCCAGAAAUCAAGAUUUCCUCUAAAGGAGAUAACCAGCCUUCAUCUGGAACUUUCUCAAGCUUUGGUAAAAUCAAUGGAGUUAAUGGAAAACCAGCAGACUUAAGACCUAUUGAGAAAAGAUCUUUGCGAAAAACUGUGAGACCAUACAAGGGACAAAAUCCAGGUGAACUGUCAUUUGAUGAAGGCAAUUUUAUCAUGGAAAUUACAGAGGAUGAAGACAAUCCGGGUUGGCUGAUAGGAAUGUUAGCAGAUGGUAGUACAGGUCUGUAUCACCACAGCUAUGUGGAGGAUACACCUAACAAACAACAAACUAUUGUGUAGUACUUCACUGAUCGGACAAAUAUCCAUAGUGAGGAUAUAAACAAACGUUGUACGACAGAUGUCCUCAGUGAUUGAUACAGCAGCUGAUGUGUUGGCAAUGUAUGAAUAGUGAUCAUUAUAAAAUGAUAUUGAACAGAUAUUGUCAGUGCACACAAACAGGAAAGAUGUAUUGAAGGAAUGUAAUUAGUGUUGGCUGUGAUUAUGUAAACAUAUAUAUAUGGUAUCCUCAAUGAUAUGUAAAUAUGAUGUGUGGAAAUUUAAGGAUUCAGUGAUUAUACGAUGAAACAUUACCUGAUAUUAAUCAACCAAGACCAUUAAAUAUGAUGUCGUGCAAAUAUCCACAGCGAUGAGUAUGUCAGGUCACCAAAACUGCACUCCAGUGAUUAACAUGUGACAAAUGAUGUUAAAAGUAUUGUGAGACAAAAUCCAUAAUAUAUGGUGUGAUGUCAAGCACAUAUCUGCGGUGAUUGUGUUUACAAAGUGACCCAGUAUCUGUAGCGAACAUCAACAAGAAUAUGUUGAUAUAUACAGGUAUCUGCAACGAUUGGAUAUCGGAAGUGAUUUCUUCUAAUCAUGUAUACGCAUCGUACUAUUUUGUGAAAAAGAUGUCGUAAUUAGUCAUUUUAAAUAUAUUAUCCUUGAUUUACCUGCUUUGCCAAUGGGAAACAUCAAUUCUUCAAUGGAAUCUCUAAAGUGUAAAUCUCAUUGAGUUGGAUAAAUUGGUCAAAGUGUUCCGGCUGGCCAAAACAGGUAUUGUAAGCAGACACUGUGGCAUAGAGUUGGAGACUUUGAAAGAGGUUCGGUUGCACAAGAUGUAGACCUUGAGAACUUUUUCAAAGAAUGCAUUACCUAAUAUCAUAGACUUCGGUAGGAUGUGAUUAUAACAGUUCUAUGACAUGGAUAUCUCCGAACAUCUAGCAUUGAACAGAAGUCUGCUGAAGAUGUUAGAGAUAAGAGAUGUUUUUAUAUGAAAAGGAUUUAUAAAUAUCAUGACUUUAUCAAGUCUAGAUUCUUAUCCUAUCAAUGUGGUCUGUGGUUGAAAAUAUGUUACAUACUUUGGAGCAAGCGGAUGAGUUUUCCUAAAGACCAGGAUAUAAAAUGCUGUGAACUGAUCAUCUGUUGUCUUCAAUCAUUUGUCAUUUGUAUGAGAAUCAUUAUCAUUUUCCUUCAUUUCUGAAGAUUGUCUCAUAAAUUUACAAUUCUAUUUUACAUACUAAUAGUAAUUAAGUGAAGAAAUACUUUUGAUUGAAUUAAGUUAUCAUUCAUAGACAUGGUGACAUUGAGAUCACUAUGUAUGAAUAAAUUUUUUCUAAAAGUUUUCCUAUGCAAGAUUUGCACUUAGCAGUCUCAUUAUUGUCUGACUAUUCAAUGAUAAUUCGAAUCAACUGUGCUUGUCAUUGAUAAUUAUAUUAAGAUUAAUUGUGUAUAUCUGAACUUUCAAUGUUCAAUUAACUGUACACUCACCUUAGAUGUGUUUUGUUUGAUUUUUACUUAUUGAUAACAUGAAGAUAUAUGUUCACAUAUUGAAAAGCUAAUAUUUGUGCAGUGUAGAUAUUUUGUACCUCAUUUUUACUGUACCUGCAUGGUUUUAUAACUUAAGCUGAUAUUAUAUAUCACAAAUGUUUUUUUAAUUUAGAAUAAACAUUGCUACCAAAUACUCAUUACAGUUUAAUUGAUAUUCAUAAGAGAUUUGAUACUGAAAUAGCUAGUUUUCUCAUAAAAUCCAUUAGUAUUCAACUUGUAUAAAAUCUACCAGGUUGAACAGGGUAAUGUGUAUAGAACAUGUAUCCUUUUCUAUCUAUUUUCCUGAUUUACCUAACCAUUGCUUCUGUCUGUAUCAUGUGUGUAAAUUAGAAUGUUACAUCAGCGUCCAGCUCUAUAUAAAUUGUACAAUAUAUGUGUCUGAGAAACAGAUAUUAUAAAAUGAGAUUCUUUUAUCAAUACCGUAUCAAAAUAUAUCUCCUUUGGAAGAUCUUUUAAUUUUAUCAGUAUCUGUUGUUCAUUUUAAAUUUUAAAGUAAAAUACCAAACAUAAAACAAUUGUUGAUGUUGAAGUUUGAGAUGUUAGUUGCAAGCGCGGCAAUACCAGUAAAUACCUUUUAAUCAUUAUUAAGACUUAAAUGUAUUUUUAUAACAAUUUUUGAUAUACUGCCAAGUUGUCAAGAAGAUAAAUCAUCGUACAAUUGAACUUUCUGUAAUGCUGUUUGAUGUGAUUAGGUAAUCUUUCUGAAUUUUAUAGUCAUUCAUUUGAUAGGGACAUCAACACAACUAGAAAAAAUUGCUUAAAUAUAUAUAUAAAUUGAUACUAAAAACAUAUUAUUUGUAUAUCACAAAUAUCUUUACAUGUUUAAUUUUCGUUACUCACAUCAUGUUUGAUGUUUCUUAUCAAUCCUAUUUAAAUAUCUAAAUUAACAACAUCAUGUCAAGCUAUUAAGCUGUUUUUUUAAUGGAAGCAGCCUUACAAGAAUUCUGAUGACAUUUUGUUAAUAUUUGAAAUGAAAGGAAGAAAUUAUAUAUUGAACAUAUGAACUCUUCUAGUCUGUAUGAACUGGUUGUUAUAGAAAGUAACGUGUGUGUGUGUUUUUUUCAUAUCUUAGGACAAAAUGUGAGUUCAUUACAGGAAACGUGUUUGUACUGAUACAAAUGUAUAAAUUAUAGAAUUUAUCAUGUUUCUUGUUCCAACAGAUUUUUAGAUUUAUAGAAAUUUAUCUUCAGUGUCAUGUUCCAUUUAAACUUUGAAUGCAAAAUCAAUCCGUUUAAUUAUUUAGGGAUGACAUUGUCUUACUUGAGUAAGUUUUUUCUUUGUUUAACAUGCAUUUAGAGGUGCUAGAAGUCCUUUAGAAGGGCAACAACUAUCAUGUAUAGAGUUUAUAGGGAAAUUGUUGUAUCAGUUUCUGCCAAAGAUCCACCAAAUACCCAACAAUUAUUUCCCCUCUGUUAGUGCUUACAUUAGAUAUGAAUUUGUUACAGUUCAGUAGUGUUGUAAACACCCCGGUGCUAUUAUUAUGAAAGUAUGAGAAUGAUGUACUUCAAACAAUUAUGUUCGAGUUGAUGUUAAUUACAUUGAUUAGCAGCAAGGAUAAUACGGGCCUGCUGGGCCUUUUGUUUUAAGAUUAUAUUGUUAAUAUAGUGCCUUAUUGAAUAUUGAAAUAUAAUGUUGAAUUCUCAUAUUUUGUGUAUGUUUCUGAAGCAUGUUGUCAAUAUUUAUUUCUUAGAAUUGGGUUAUCUAUAUUGAAUAUACCAUUUAGUGUGUUCAAAAUUAAAUCAUUUUUCUAUUGAUGUGUUGCCUCCAGAAUGUUCCAUGAUGGAUGAUCAUUGUAUCAAUACUGUUACAUCAUCGUUAUCAUUGGUCAGAUUUGAAAUAUCGAUUUGGAAAGAUUUCUUAUCAAAAUAACGUGUUAAGGAUCGGAUGAAAUUGAAAUCUUAAUUAGCAAUGAUGAAAAUUUAACGAAAGAAGAAUUUUCAAGAAAAAAGGCCUAUGUUUUAAAUCAUUCCUUUCUCACGAAUCAUCCGAUAUUUCUAAAAAAUUUCUGCUAGUUUUGAAAGUCAUGCUAAAUUAUUUUUUAAAAUGCAUAUUGAAUUCAAUUUUCAAUCAACAAAUAUUUUAAAGGCUGUUCUGGUUAUGAUAACUAGGUGUUCUGUUUUAAUAUCUUAUCCAUUCCAUUUCAUAAAUCCUUUUCACUAUGUUUUAUUGUAAUGUUAUACUAAAUGCUAGCUACUUAUUGUAUAUGUGUUUGAUGUGCUAAUACAUAAUUUUUCACUUGUAUCAUACCCCAACUAGAUCGUCAACCUGAUUAUUUUUUUGGUUAAUAUUGUAAAAAGUUUGCAGUUUGUUUAAAAAACAAUUAUUAAUUACACAUAUACACUUUUUUAUCUAUUCAGGCAUGAUUUAAAUGAAUUUUUAUUUCAGGAAUCUUGUAGAUGUGACAUUCAACUUUAUUUUGAUUCUUAAUCAGGUGUGAGGAAAUCCGUGGUAAUCUUGAACAAAGAACAAUUACAUCUAUUUUGAUUGGUCAAAUGCUUUUAACAUUAAUAUUCAACAUCAACACAGUAUACUUGAGAAACAAUACUCAAAACCUAUAUUUUGAAAUCAUCCUUUUGUCAUGGAGGUAGGGGGAGUGAGGUUGGUUCAUUUCAGCGAGACAACACUGUUCGUUUCAAAGCCAUGAACAGUAUCUUAAUGUAGUAAUAUGUAAUAUAGGUUUAUCUUCAGAUGUUAUACAUGUCAUUUUAAUUAUCCAUAUCCUCGAUCUUGUGACAUUGUGGUCGUAUGCUAAUAAGCGGCUGACAGAAAAUGUGUAGCAGAGGUACAAGUUACAUAUAUUAAGAUUUUCAGAAAGUGCCAAAUGAUGUUUCAUAUUUUGGAUAAGCUUAGAAGUACCAUUUAACUUGACCUGAUGAUAUAUUUGUACUUGAACAUUUUACUGAUUUGUAAAACUGUCAUUGUUUACUCUCACAUUAGUUUAUAUAUCUACAUCACAUAUAUUUAUUUUGUUUUGUCUCAUUUUGAUUGAAUUUGCAACUUUGUAUUAUUGUCAUUUUUUUUAAAUUUUUGUUUCCCAUUCAUAUCUUUCUUAUUGGAUAUUGUAUAUUAUAUAUAUUACAUCAUGCAAACACUGAUAAAUUUUGUCAUAUUUUCUUAAUAUGUGUUCCAUGAAAUGGCUUUAAUGUAUAAAUG